Messenger RNA from Rhododendron vialii, 2939 nucleotides. Its product is annotated as pentatricopeptide repeat-containing protein At1g66345, mitochondrial. The transcript has a single exon. Bases 554 to 2236 code for a protein of 560 amino acids. Lineage: Eukaryota; Viridiplantae; Streptophyta; Magnoliopsida; Ericales; Ericaceae. Gene Ontology annotation, molecular function: protein binding. The record is from RefSeq and is a predicted model, not a curated record.
AAAAAAUUGAUGAAGGAUCCCGCAAACAUCAUAUCCAAGUUAUCCAACUGAAACAUUGGAGAGCCCAAACAUUUCGGCUUUGUUUGAAAUCUAUAGAAAAUAUAAAAGAAAAGAUGGAAAAAUAAUUUUUCCUUAUUUGGUUGGAGAGGAAACUAAAAGGAAAAUAACAGAACAAGGAAGAAUUUUCCUCCCACUUUCCUUUCCUUUCCUUUCUCUAUCGACCGGGGUUCUCACGAUGUUAACCAAAGCACCAUAAAAAUUCCACAAAUUUCGUGAGUAACCCAUUGAUUAAUCACCUCGACAGUCCGACAGCAGCCAAUCAUCUACAUGUUCCCAUAGCAUGAACAUGAACAUGAACAUCACCACAAUUAUCACUGCUGCAAGUAACAGCGAGCCAAUCGGAAAGUGCAGGUGAGGUGUUUGAUGUUAUUCCACACUGCCCAAUCUGACAUUCAUAUGAUACCACGGAGCAAACUAGUACCGACCUUACCACCAGGCCAGCCUGCCAACCUCCUAGGUUCUCUCCCCUGAAUAUCUAGUACUCCAUCGAUCCAUGAAGCAAACAUUGCUUCGUAUCAUUCGAUCUUCAUCUUCCAAUUCAAUCACCAUUUCUCCCCACCCCCUCCUUGUCACUCACCGUUUUCUAACAAUACCCAAAUUCGUUCACACUCUAAAAGAAGACCCAGAUGCAGUUGUGAACACCAUAUGUACUUCUCUGCGUAAAGGCCUUAACUGGGACUCACUGAGCAGGAAAUUCGGUUCAGUUGAGUUAACGAAUUCGAUGGUCGAAAAAGUACUAUUACAACUGAAGGAACCAAUAGAUGCAAAACGGGCUCUGGGUUUCUUCCACUGGUCAGCUCAGCAAAAGCAAUUCAAACACGAGGUUUCAACCUACUGCAUUGCUAUUCACUUAUUAGUCCGAUCAAAGCUCAUCAGGGAUGCUCGAACCCUGCUUGAAUCGGUUGUGUCGAAACGGGUUUCGGGUAUUUCUUUGGAUUUCUCAGUUGUUGAUUCACUUCUUGGUAGUUAUAGCAUUACUGGGUCUAUCCCUUUGGUGUUUGAUUUAUUGGUUCAAACUUAUGCCAAGUUGAGGAUGGUAGAUGUUGGUUUUGACGUUUGUCAGUAUUUGGAUGGACAUGGGUUUUGUUUAAGUGUGAUUAGUUACAAUACAUUGAUUGAGGUGGUUCAAAAAUCUGACCAGGCCAAUCUGGUUUGGAAGGUUUACGAGCAUAUGAUCCAAAAGAGAACGUACCCAAAUGAGGGAACGGUGAAAAUCAUGGUUAGUGCAUUGUGUAAGGAAGGGAAGUUGCAAGAAUCUAUUGACAUGUUGGACAGAAUUCUUGGGAAGAGAUGCUCUCCUGCUGUGAUUGUUAACACAAGUUUGGUUUUUAGGGUAUUGGAGGAGGGAAGAGUAGAGGAAGGAAUGGUGGUGUUGAAGAGGAUGUUGCAAAAGAACAUGAUUCUUGACACCAUUGCUUUUUCUUUAAUUAUUUAUGCUAGGGUGCUUGGGAAUUUAGACUCUGCAUGGGAGGUGUAUGAGGAAAUGCUCAAGAAAGGUUUUCAUGCAAAUCCGUUCGUGUAUACCGUCUUCAUAGGGGCGUAUUGUAAGGAGGGGAGAGUUGAAGGCGCGAUUGGCUUGAUGCAAGAAAUGGAAAAUGCGGGUUUGAAGCCUUAUAACGAGACUUUUGAUCAUCUCAUCGAGGGUUGUUCUCGGGUUGGAAAAGUGGAAGAGAGUGUAAAAUUUUGUGAGAAGUCGAUGCAGAUGGGUUUUGUUCCUAGUUGUUUCACGUUCAACGAAAUGAUUGGAAAGCUCGGUGAAACGGGGAGAGCAAAGCAAGCUAAUGAGAUAUUGACCAAUCUGUUGGAUAAAGGGUUUCAACCUGAUGAGAUCACGUAUUCACAGCUUAUUGCUGGCUAUUGUAAACAAGGAAACAUGCAGGAAGUUCUAAAGUUGUACUACGAAAUGGAAUACAAAUCGCUCUCUCCUGGUUCAAUGGUUUUUGAAUCUUUGGUAAGGUGCCUUAGUCAAUGUGGGAAUUUGGACGAGGCUGAAAGAUAUCUGAAGGUGAUGAAGGAUCGAUCAAUACCACUAUCUUCAUGUAUUUAUGAGACAAUGAUUUCCCGCCACCAUAUGAAAGGGAAUAAGAUAAGAGCUCAUCAGCUUUAUAGUGAAAUGGUUGCAGAUGGAUUGAACCCUAAUAGUCCUGUUUGCUGUAUUAGUGCAAACAGUCUGUAAGGCUAGCAGUUUAGUGGAGUACUUUUCUUCCAGCUGCCUCUCUCUCUCUCUCUCUCUCUCUCUCUCUCUGGUUGUAAGAUUGAGUCAGCCACCAAGACGAUCCCUCUGCGUUUUUUCAGCUGUCGGAGGUUUCCAUAUUGGUGUCAAGCGACUUUGUACUGGCUGUCACGCAAUACAAACAAGCAGCACACUUGUAACUCAAUUCCAGGCAAAUCUGCUCAACGGUGGCUUUGAAUUUCAUCUGGGUUUCUGAAGGGAUGCACAAGCGUAUUUACGCAAUUUAGUUGAAUAGCAAUGCUAGCUGGUGUUGAGAAGUCAUAUUGGAGAGGAAAAUUUCCAUAAAGCACACUGGAUGGUAACAAGCAUGUUCAGUCCGAACUCUUCUUUAUGGGCUAAACGUUGCUCUUAAUUUGGGUUGGAAUUAUGUGCUUUCAUGUUUGCCUCUUCGGGUAGUUUCGAGGACACAAACCUAUAUUUAGAUUCCGAGGGACCAGAGGGGCCUGCUGUGAGGGAGUUUGGCCGAUCCAGACUUCUUGACUUGAUUGGAGCCGUUCUUAGACCGUGCAGAAAAUAAAAUUGAUUGGACAUCCAUAAUUGCAUGAUCGGAACAUGCUAGUCUUGGAAAUUUAAACGGCUAGACUUGUAUACUUGUGAGAAUGAACUGUAAAUUUUAUGGGAAUAUUUGCUUACGAAUUUGUAUUCU